UCAAAAUGGCGACCUAGCGACCAAAAGUUUGUUUUCAACUUUUCUACAAAAUGUCUUGAAAUUUAAAAAAUACCGAUCAAAAAGAACUCUAAAGAGCACAAAUACUAAACUACCUUCAUUCUGGUACUAAAAACACGACGAUAUCAAAAUGAUUCUGUCAAGGACCAAGCCAGCCAUGGGCCCCGGCUCGGGAACUACAGUUUCUUCUGCAAAAGACACGAAAAAGAAGAGAAAAUUGCCGAAGUUUGAGGACUUCUUGCAAAUGAGAGAUUUUACUGGCGCUUUGACUCUUCUAGAGUUUAACCGUAAUUCCGGGAAAGGCAAUGAAGAAAUGAGUCUUUGGAUUGCCUACUGUGCCUUCCAUCUUAGUGACUACAAGAAGGCAAUGGAGGAGUAUCUUGCUCUAACAAAGAGUGAAGCAUGUCAUCCUGACGUCUGGAUGAAUCUGGCAGGUUGUUAUUUUUUCUUGGGCAUGUACCAAGAAGCUCAGUCUGUCUCAGAUAAAGCACCUAAAAGCAGACUUCAAAACAGACUUCUCUUCCACCUCUCCCACAAGUUUAAUGAUGAAAAGAAGUUGAUGGGUUUCCAUCAGAAUCUACAAGAUAUCAUAGAAGACCAGCUAAGUCUUGCAUCCAUUCAUUACCUGCGAAGUCAUUAUCAAGAGGCCAUUGAUAUUUACAAGAGAAUCUUGUUGGAUAACAGAGAUUAUUUGGCACUCAAUGUCUAUGUAGCAUUAUGCUACUACAAGCUGGACUAUUAUGAUGUCUCACAAGAAGUGUUAGCUGUCUAUCUACAGCAUUAUCCUGACAGUGCAACAGCAGUAAAUCUGAAGGCAUGCAACCAUUUCCGAUUAUACAACGGCAAAGCUGCAGAAGCAGAAUUGAAGUCACUUCAAGAAAAUGCAAGCCCUUCUUUCAGCUUUGCUGCUGAUCUUAUAAAACAUAACUUGGUGGUGUUCAGAGGAGGAGAAGGUGCUCUCCAAGUGCUACCUCCUCUGGUUGAUGUUAUACCUGAAGCAAGACUUAACUUGGUUAUCUAUUAUUUAAGACAAGAUGAUGUUGUAGAAGCUUAUAACCUGAUCAAAGACUUGGAACCAACCACACCCCAGGAGUACAUCUUGAAAGGAGUUGUGAAUGCUUCUCUUGGACAAGAACAAGGAUCUAGGGAGCAUCUAAAGAUUGCACAGCAAUAUUUCCAAUUGGUUGGAGGUUCUGCUAGUGAAUGUGACACUAUUCCUGGUCGUCAGUGCAUGGCAGCAUGUUUUUUCCUCCUCAAACAGUUUGAAGAUGUCUUGAUAUACCUGAAUUCGAUCAAGAGUUACUUUUACAAUGAUGAUACAUUCAACUUCAACUAUGCCCAGGCUAAAGCAGCUGUUGGUAACUACAAGGAAGCAGAGGAGAUAUUUCUGUUGAUACAGUCAGAGAAGAUCAAGAAUGAUUACACAUACCUCAGCUGGUUGGCCAGAUGCUACAUCAUGAACCACAAGGCAAGACUAGCCUGGGAACUCUACCUCAAGAUGGAAACAUCAGGAGAGUCUUUUAGCUUGUUGCAACUGGUUGCUAAUGACUGCUAUAAGAUGGGUCAGUUCUAUUACGCAGCUAAAGCGUUCGACGUGCUUGAAAGACUGGACCCUAAUCCUGAAUAUUGGGAGGGGAAACGAGGCGCAUGCGUUGGAAUAUUCCAGCAAAUCAUUGCAGGCCACGAACCAAGGGAAACUCUUCGAGAUGUUCUUCAAAUCCUACGCAACACAGCCAACCCGCAAGUGGAGUACAUUAUCCGYACUAUGAAAAAAUGGGCCAAAGAGAAUCGCGUACCCGUCUCGUAACUYUUUUCCGUUCUAGCAGACUUCCUGUAGAAGAGAUGUCCCUUGCUAAGUAUGACGGGACGUGGGUAUUGAAUAUCUUCAUUAUCAAAAAGGCACGCUUAUAGAGCCUUUGCUCAUGGAUAAGCAUUUUCUAAGAUAUCUAACGAAGUGCAUUGUGGGAUUGCUUGGGUUCAACAUACCUUAUAUGGUUUUUGUACCCAAGCUAGACCAAGAUGCACUUUAUCAGUUGUUUGACGAAUUCGGAAAAGGGCUGCAGCUAGUGGUUAUUAGAGUCAUGCAUUUGACUUCACAUUAGCGGACCCAAGGUGAUUUCAAGCGUAUGUCUGUUAACUAGAAAGACAGUAUAUACCAUCCUUUUAAUAUUUUACAUUACUCUUUAUUUUUAUUUUGAAAAUUCUAAAGGGGUUGUUGCUAGCCACCCAAUCAAUCCCUUGGUUGUGCCCUUACUUGAGUAAUCUUUCGCAAAGUGAUUACCUCUGCGUGUAAAUAUGAAUCAGUUUUCGUCAAAAGACCAUGAAGGACAGGUCCUUCAUUGUCUCUUGGUCUUCGCUACAGUAUUUGCUAACUGUAAUCGUGAAAUAUUUAUUUCAAAGUAAACUACAUCUUCACCCAUCUUUGGAUAAUGUCUAAAUGAUGUGUGCGCAUGUUA
Messenger RNA from Actinia tenebrosa (Australian red waratah sea anemone), 2474 nucleotides. RefSeq names its product intraflagellar transport protein 56. Gene Ontology annotation, molecular function: protein binding; intraciliary transport particle B binding. Gene Ontology annotation, cellular component: intraciliary transport particle B; ciliary basal body; ciliary base. The record is from RefSeq and is a predicted model, not a curated record. Gene Ontology annotation, biological process: intraciliary transport involved in cilium assembly; intraciliary anterograde transport. NCBI's taxonomy places the organism in Eukaryota, Metazoa, Cnidaria, Anthozoa, Actiniaria, Actiniidae.